Messenger RNA from Opisthorchis viverrini, 231 nucleotides. RefSeq lists its product as hypothetical. The record is from RefSeq and is a predicted model, not a curated record. The transcript has 2 exons. Lineage: Eukaryota; Metazoa; Platyhelminthes; Trematoda; Opisthorchiida; Opisthorchiidae. Bases 1 to 231 code for a protein of 76 amino acids.
AUGAUCAUAUGCACUGGAUUAAUUGCUUUCGAAGCAGGCCAAUGGCGACGUUCCUCUCGUGAGCAGCGUCAUACCCACUCCACUGGUCGCAUGCUAGUAGGCCGAAUACUAAGCAUGCCAACGCACCCUCUGUCCGGAACAUGUGAUACCGAUGGUGACCUUGGGGACGCGUCGUUCGCUGCGCAUGCACUUUUCAUGUCCGCACCCAUCCUGACAGCUAUAGAACUCUAG